UGUACUUUGACGGAACCGGAUCGGAUCAGCUCGGGGGAUUCGAGCCGACGGUGGAUUCAUCCUUUUUGCGGGGUUCUGUGGCUCUGAACACGGUGUAGCCGUCGGUACCGUUCGUAGGUUCCGGUUCGGGGCCUGUCCGGGUUGACAGCCAGCAGCAGGACAUCCCAGCCGGAUGCGGGUGUGAGGCGGACAUGGCGCCGGAGCGCGAGCGCUCCGGCCGGGUGGUUCUGGUCAAGAAGAUCGUCAUGAAGGACGGAACCGCGCAGGGCAUUGGCAGGCCCAGCGUCUGUCACGCGGUGGUGGUGAUCUUCCUGGAAUUCUUCGCCUGGGGUUUACUGACCACGCCCACGUUGACAGUGUUACGUGAAACGUUUCCGCAGCACACCUUCCUGAUGAAUGGCCUCAUUCAGGGCGUCAAGGGUCUACUCUCAUUCAUGUCGGCUCCUCUGAUUGGUGCAUUGUCAGACGUGUGGGGCAGGAGGUUGUUCCUGCUGGUUACCGUGUUCUUCACUUGUGCUCCGAUCCCCCUGAUGCGGCUCAGUCCUUGGUGGUAUUUCGCCAUGAUCUCGAUGUCUGGUGCCUUCUCUGUUACCUUCUCUGUCAUCUUCGCCUAUGUCGCUGACGUGACGGAGGUGCGAGAGCGGAGCACGGCGUAUGGUUUGGUGUCAGCCACAUUUGCAGCCAGCCUGGUGACCAGUCCGGCCAUUGGGGCGUACCUCUCGGCCUGGUAUGGAGACAGUCUGGUGGUCCUGCUGGCCACUCUUAUCGCUGUGGCGGACAUCGGCUUCAUUCUGCUGGCCGUGCCGGAGUCUCUGCCGGACAAGAUGAGGCUGAACACCUGUGGGGCACCGAUCUCCUGGGAACAGGCCGACCCCUUUGCAUCUCUGAGGAAGGUGGGUCAGGACUCGACGGUCUUACUGAUCUGUAUCACGGUGUUCCUGUCUUAUCUGCCUGAGGCGGGUCAGUACUCCAGCUUCUUCCUCUACCUGAGACAGGUCAUAAACUUUUCCUCUAAGACCAUUGCUGUGUUUAUCGGGGUGGUGGGCAUUCUGUCCAUUGUGGCACAGACUCUCUUCCUCACACUACUGAUGAGGACUCUGGGAAAUAAAAACACUGUUCUGUUGGGUUUGGGCUUCCAGAUUCUUCAGCUGGCCUGGUACGGCUUUGGAUCAGAACCAUGGAUGAUGUGGGCAGCCGGCGCCAUUGCGGCAAUGUCCUCCAUCACCUUCCCAGCAGUCUCUGCUCUGGUGUCUCAGUCAGCUGAUCCUGAUAAACAAGGUGUGGUCCAAGGAAUGAUCACCGGGAUCAGAGGGCUUUGUAAUGGUUUGGGUCCAGCUCUUUAUGGAUUUGUGUUCUUCCUCUUCAAUGUUGAACUCAGUGCAAUGGACCCAAUCCAAGGAGAGUACAACAUCGACCCUCUGCCUCUUCACAGUCCUACUGAGCGAUCGCUCAUCCCUGGCCCGCCCUUCCUGUUGGGCGCAUGCACGGUGGUCAUCGCCUUCUUGGUUGCUGUCUUCAUCCCUGAGAAAUCUUCCUCAUCCUCGUCCUCCCAGUUGUUAGACUGUGAUAAGCCCUGCCCAGAAAGCAAGGACUCACUGUCUUCAUUGGUUGGUGUCCACAUUAACACGCCCCUCCCGGGAAGCGAUGAGGAGGCCCCGCCCAUGGCCAGUGACGAGGACUUUGAGCCCCUGCUACAGGACAGCAUUGUUUGACAGACAGGUGGAGAGAAUAACAGAAUUUACAUGAUUUAUUUAUUAUUUUGUUGCAACCAGUAACAUACAUGUUCACCAAAAGGUGGUGCUACAUGGAAUCAGAUUGUCCAAAGACUGAUUGAUGGCAAGAGCGUUUCUUUGACUGAAGGCUGGACUAAGUAUCUUAGGUGCACCAUAUUGUUACCAAUAAGGUUGAGGGGGCGGGUCACUAUUUAAUUGGACAGUGGUGAAUUUUUGAUUGACAGGAGCAGGGUUAUCGCGCCAUUUAAACUUUUUUGAUUGACCUGUGGAAUUUUUUUUUUUUAUGGAAAAAGGAGUGUGGCCAGUGAAAGUGCUGAUCUACUGUAUAACCAUCUGAACAGGAAAGUGUUUUAAAAGUUAAAGUUUAAAAAUAAAUGUAUCUUUUUGAAAGACAUACUUUAAAGUGUUUUUUUUAAGUUAUUGUACAAAAUACUUUUUUAACCGUGUUGAAACACAUCAGCACUUUUUUGGUUCCUCUCUACUUUUAUUGAUUUUGAAGUUUACUGUGAAAAAUAACAUAUUUCUUGAUGUGUAGAUAAAUUUACCUGCUGUAACAAUGCUAACAACUUAAGAAUGUGUUGAGAAAAGCAAAAAGUUUGAAAAAUGUUUUAGUAAAUCAGUAAAUGGACCAAAACCAUUUUUAUUAAAUUCAUCACUAAGAAAGAAAUCGAUAAAUGAUGUAAUAGUGACAUAGACAAAAAAAAUUUCUAACGUAAUGGUGGGCUGUUGAUUGUCUGGCGUUCUUAUCAGUUACACAAUAAUUGUUAUUUUUCUUUACUUUUGUUUGUUUGUUUGUUUGUUUUAUUUUAACUUUUUUGUUUUAAGAUAAUAUACAAAUAGUGACUGGUUUGGAGGGCAGCAUAAUGGAAUGUCACCCCGAGGGAUCAUUGUUGCCCGCAGCACCAUUAUGCUGCUCGAUAAACCAGUCACCAUUUGUUUUAUUAUACAUCUGUGUAGUUAAUAAAUUUGUCUUUACAAUUAUAUGAAAAAAUUGCUAAGUCAUUUUUUAUUUUUGGUUAUUGUUACUAGAAACAAAUAUGAUGUCGUCUGCGAUGCAUCACCCUGCGCAUGCGUGAAACAUUGUUGGCCCAUUAUGACAAAAUCGGUCCGCAAUAACUCAUAAUGUUGCCCGAAAUGGUGCAGAAUCAGUCAAUAAUGUGCCUAUUGUUAACUUUGGAUGAUUUAUUGUGAAAAGUAUUGCAAUUAUUACAUGCGAACCAGCCAGUCAGAACAAAGGAUUUCAGUCAGAUGUAUAAUAACAUAAAAUAGCUUUAUUGUCAUUGUACAAGUACAAUGAAAUUGACUUUUUAAUUUAUUUUGCAAAUUAAGUUUCCAUCUGCAAUUCUGAAGCAGUCCACAGCAAUAAAAAAAAAUGGCUGUUUCUUCUCCCGAAACCAGCCAUGGAGUCAUAGGUGAUUAUUUUAUUGAUUAAUCAGCUGCUUGUUAAUCCUAACCAUUAAGGGGCAGAGCCAGGAUUUUUUUUUUUUCCUCCCCAUAUGUUGUGAUCAGUGUUUGGACCUUGGCAGAGGUUUUCAGUCUGAUGUAUCCAGAGGUUAGGCAGGUUCAGCCUGUGAUCAGGAUCAUCAUUAACUGAUCAGAGUCAGUGUGCAUGUACAAAAAACAAAGCCUUCAGUGUGUCGACUGAAACAUGGAACAUGCUGUCGUCUGUAAAUGUACCAGCUGCUUGUUGGUAAGUGGAAAUUAAAAUUAACCAUAAACACC
This is a messenger RNA of Thalassophryne amazonica, 3455 nucleotides long. It is a transcript of the gene slc71a2a, whose product is annotated as major facilitator superfamily domain containing 14Ba. Lineage: Eukaryota; Metazoa; Chordata; Actinopteri; Batrachoidiformes; Batrachoididae. Gene Ontology annotation, biological process: transmembrane transport. The coding region runs from base 192 to 1712 and encodes 506 amino acids. Gene Ontology annotation, cellular component: membrane. The transcript is spliced from 12 exons. Gene Ontology annotation, molecular function: transmembrane transporter activity. The record is from RefSeq and is a predicted model, not a curated record.